UCACAAAUGCCAAGCUCACCACAGACAAAAACGGUUCGCUUGACUGUGAUUGCAGCAGAUGGUCUGGUGAAAAAGGACUUAUUCUUUAAGUUGCCCGAUCCAUUUGCUGUGGUGACCGUAGACAGCGAACAAACCCACACGACGACCGUUAUGAAGAAAACGUUGAAUCCAUAUUGGAAUGAGAGUUUUGAUUUACAAGUGACGAACCAGAGUGUGAUUGCAGUCCAGGUGUUUGACCAAAAGAAAUUCAAGAAGAAGGACCAAGGCUUCUUGGGUGUCAUUAACGUGCAGGUUGGAAAUGUAUUUGAUAUCGAUGUUGGUGGUGACGAAAUGCUUAACCUGGAUCUGAAAAAAUCCAAUGCAAACGAGACAGUCCACGGAAAACUCAUUCUUAACCUCUCAACAAAUGUCAAUGCACCUAUUCGCAAUGGCACCAAUACCCUCGCUCCCGGAACAACUUCUCAGGCCACUACCUCUGGGCAGACAUCUCAAGAAAACUCGCAACCACCAGUUGUGACCGAUUAUCCGGCCUCUGGACCUGCUGUGUCUGCAAACACAGAUGACCUUCCACAAGGAUGGGAGAGACGUGUGGAUCAUCUCGGAAGGCCUUAUUAUGUGGAUCACAACACACGCACCACCACAUGGAAACGACCUUCAGCUGGAACUGCACAAGAGCAACAGACAAUCACUGAUCUAGAAAGACGUCGACAUAAUGCACGCGGACUUCCCGAAGAACGCUCUGCGGCAGGAAAUAGUUCAACCUCGCUUGACACUCGUUCACAACUUCCAAGCUCUGCUACACCAGCAGCUACCAGUAAUACCUCUCUCACGCCCCAAACCAACCUUGGUGUACAAAACAAUAUGACAACUGCAGGAACUGGCCCAUUACCACCAGGAUGGGAAAUGCGUACAACGCCCGAAGGUCGCCCAUAUUUUGUAGAUCACAACACGCGCACCACGACUUGGGUAGACCCUAGACGACAGCAGUACAUUAGCACCAUUGGUCCUGGAGCACAUCUCCAGGUUCAGGUACAACCUGUAUCACAACUUGGGCCUCUUCCUUCUGGCUGGGAAAUGCGCCUGACAAAUACUGGUCGCGUCUAUUUUGUCGACCAUAACACAAAGACUACCACUUGGGAUGAUCCUCGUCUUCCAAGUAGUUUGGACCAAAAUGUACCUCAGUACAAGAGAGAUUUCCGUCGAAAACUCAUCUAUUUCAGAUCCCAGCCAGCAUUGCGCCCUGUUCCUGGCCAGUGUCAUAUCAAAGUUCGUCGCGAUCACAUCUUCGAAGAUGCUUAUGCUGAGGUUAUGCGACAAUCACCAGCAGAUCUGAAGAAACGUCUGAUGAUUAAAUUUGAGGGCGAAGAUGGUUUGGAUUAUGGUGGUCUUUCAAGAGAGUUCUUCUUCUUACUUUCGCACGAAAUGUUUAAUCCAUUUUACUGUUUGUUUGAGUACUCUGCUCAUGACAACUAUACACUUCAGAUUAACCCUCACUCGGGUAUUAAUCCUGAGCAUCUCAACUACUUCAGAUUCAUUGGUCGUGUAGUUGGUCUUUCAAUCUUCCACCGUCGCUUCCUUGAUGCGUUCUUUAUUGUUUCAUUCUACAAGAUGAUUUUGAACAAACGUGUGGCGGUAGUUGACAUGGAAAGUGUCGACGCUGAAUUUCAUCGUAGUUUAAAGUGGAUCCUAGAUAACGAUAUAACCGAUGUAUUAGAUCUCACUUUCUCCACAGAUGAUGAUCGUUUUGGUGAAUUAGUUACUGUUGAUCUGAAGCCUGAUGGCCAGAACAUUGAAGUCACAGAAGAAAACAAGAAGGAAUAUGUAGAUUUGAUCACUGAAUGGCGUAUCUCCAAGCGUGUUGAGGAACAGUUCAAGGCGUUUAAGGAUGGUUUUAACCAGUUGAUCCCUCAAGAUCUUAUCAAUGUGUUUGACGAACGAGAACUUGAACUUUUAAUCGGAGGUAUUGCCGAGAUUGACGUUGACGACUGGAAGAAGCACACCGAUUAUAGAGGAUACACUGAGCAAGAUGACGUGAUUCAGUGGUUCUGGAAGUGCGUGAGCUCCUGGGACAGUGAAAAGAAAUCGCGUUUACUUCAGUUUACCACUGGUACUUCUCGUAUUCCAGUCAACGGCUUUAAGGAUUUACAGGGAAGUGAUGGCCCCAGAAGAUUCACAAUUGAAAAGGCUGGCGAAGUUACUAUGCUGCCAAAGGCACACACUUGCUUCAACCGUAUUGAUAUGCCACCUUAUAAGACAUAUGAAUCUCUUGUGGCUAAGUUAACCCUUGCUGUAGAAGAAACAAUGGGCUUUGGCCAAGAGUAGUUCCUCGAUAUACGCAAUUGAUAAUUUCUCCCCUUCCCCGUUUUCCUUAUUUUUUUUUCCAACAUUUCAAUACACCAUUUCUCGUUUUAUAUUU
Phycomyces blakesleeanus NRRL 1555(-) is the source of this 2416-nucleotide messenger RNA. RefSeq lists its product as hypothetical. The coding region runs from base 7 to 2322 and encodes 771 amino acids. The record is from RefSeq and is a predicted model, not a curated record. Lineage: Eukaryota; Fungi; Mucoromycota; Mucoromycetes; Mucorales; Phycomycetaceae. Gene Ontology annotation, biological process: ubiquitin-dependent protein catabolic process. The transcript is spliced from 14 exons. Gene Ontology annotation, molecular function: protein binding; ubiquitin protein ligase activity.